AUGAUACCGGGCACGCAGAAAAUUCUCGCAAAGUAUGGAAUAGCUCAUAUGAAACAAUGUAUCGCUCGAAACAAUGCAGGUUUACGUAUCCCAAACCUGACAGUAAAUACGUUUCAUUCAAUGACAAGGUUGCAACAGAAAAACAGAAUUCCUCUGGACCUUUCCUAUGACAUUAUUAAGACUGAUAUGGUAAAAGAUGGGGACAAGGAGAUGUCAAAGCCACCCAUCAUCAUACUGCAUGGUUUAUUUGGUAACAAGCUCAACAACAGAAGCAUUGGCCGAAACCUUAACAAGAAAUUGGGAAGAAACGUGUACCUGUUGGACCUAAGAAAUCAUGGGUCCUCACCGCACAGCUCCGAACAUAAUUAUGCCGCGAUGUCGGAAGACGUGAAGCAUUUUAUCACAAAACACGAAUUGAACAUUAAUGGAGGACCUAUUAUAGUAGGUCAUUCAAUGGGUGGUAAAGUUGCUAUGAUGCUGGUUCUCAAGAACCCGCAAUUGUGUUCCAUGAUGGUUUGUAUAGAGAACGCCCCCGUAAGUUUACGCCCUAACGCUGACUUUGUGAAAUACAUCAGAGCGUUGCUGGAAAUCGUUAACGACAAGGGCAAAUACAUCCAAACGCUAAAGCAAGCUGACGAUUACCUUGCGAAGAGAAUCGGUGCUAACGAACUUAUACGUCGAUUUUUGUUAACAACGUUAAAAAGGAUCAGGAUGAGUGAUCCGUCAUCUACAUCGUCAUAUACGUUCCAAGAACGAAUUCCCCUCACGACUCUGAAAGACGCUAUAGUCAAAGGUGAAAUUGCCGCAUGGCCUCUAGAUCCUGCUCUUGAACGAUGGACGCGGCCAGCGCUGUUCAUCAGGGCCACCCAAUCGCAUUAUGUGGUUGAUGAAUAUCUUCCGAUCAUCGGCGCGUUCUUCCCGCGUUUUGAGACACGUGACAUCGAAGCGGGUCACUGGGUGAACGCGGAGAAGCCUGGAGAAUGUGCCGAAUGCAUCGCCGAAUUCGUGGAGCGCCACGAGGACUGA
Molecule: messenger RNA, 1026 nt
Organism: Saccharomyces mikatae IFO 1815
Lineage: Eukaryota; Fungi; Ascomycota; Saccharomycetes; Saccharomycetales; Saccharomycetaceae
Gene: IMO32
Product: Imo32p
Exons: 1
Coding region: 1-1026 (341 amino acids)
Cellular component (GO): mitochondrion
Source: RefSeq, a predicted model, not a curated record